Molecule: messenger RNA, 1490 nt
Organism: Glycine soja
Lineage: Eukaryota; Viridiplantae; Streptophyta; Magnoliopsida; Fabales; Fabaceae
Product: protein ODORANT1-like
Exons: 2
Coding region: 61-1083 (340 amino acids)
Source: RefSeq, a predicted model, not a curated record
GUUUAUCCCUGCCUCCUGAGACCCCCUUUUUUUAAAAAAUAAAAUAUAUUCUCUUGAUGCAUGAUUUUAUUGCACGUAUAUGUAAUUAAUAAUUUAGACAAGAAAAGGAGAGGGCUUUAUAUAAAGGUGGGUGGGGUGUGGGGCUUUUUGGGUCAUUACUCAUUACAAGCUAGUGUUGGUAAGACUUUUGCAUUUAGUUUGGGGAAUUGCAAUAUUGGUCAGCUAGCUAGGAAGUGGUGUUGUUUUUGUGUUAGUGCUAUGGGAAGGCAACCCUGCUGUGACAAACUUGGGGUGAAGAAGGGUCCAUGGACUGCUGAGGAAGACAAGAAGCUCAUCAACUUCAUUCUCACCAAUGGCCAAUGCUGUUGGCGCGCCGUGCCAAAGCUCGCUGGCCUCAAGCGCUGUGGCAAGAGUUGUCGCCUUCGUUGGACGAAUUAUCUUCGUCCAGACUUGAAGAGAGGGCUACUCACAGAGGCAGAGGAGCAACUUGUUAUUGAUCUCCAUGCCCGUCUUGGCAACAGGUGGUCCAAGAUUGCUGCCAGGUUACCCGGAAGAACAGACAAUGAGAUUAAAAAUCAUUGGAACACCCAUAUCAAGAAAAAACUCCUUAAGAUAGGUAUUGAUCCCGUUACUCAUGAGCCUCUCAAAAAACAAGCUGCAGCAUCUUCUCAGGAUAGUUCAUCCUCCCCUGCAGAGCAUUUGCCGCAACCUGGCAAUAACCUUGAUGAUCAGGUCAAAGAAACUGAAGGGAUUCUUCUCAACUCAGAGGAGAAUUCAAGUUCAUCACAAGCUGAAAAUUCUUCUGGGGAUGAUUCACUUUUGCUAGAUAGCAUUUGCAGCGACGAUUCUCUAUUAAACAGCAUGUGGCUGGAUGAAACUCCUCUGGUGGAAGCAUUAUGGGACACAACACCUAACCUUGAGAAUACUAGUAAUAACAUGGGUUUGUUACCAUCUUGGGAGGAUAAUUGUGCUUGGUUAUUGGACUGUCAAGACUUUGGUAUUCAUGAUUUUGGGUUUACCUGUUUCAACGAGAUAGAGUCACAUGCACUGCAAACUAUAGGAAUGAAGGAAGAGGGGCAUUAGCACGGGAAUUUAAUUGUCUAUGAAAGAAAAUUAAGGGUAAGAUAUCAAAUCUAUAAAUGUGACAAAAUACCACGGGCUCAAAUUUAGGUUCUUGGUGUUGAAUUUUAUCUACCUAGUAUUUUACAAAAAUGUUUCUCUCGGAAGGUGGAAGGUGAACGUUUCCUCUUGUGAGGUUCCUCGCCAACCAAAACACAAAAUUGAUAGCAAAGCAAAACCAAAUCAUCAUCAAAAUGGCACAGUACGUACGUACUUUCUUCUUCUAAUUAAAUGCUGCAUGUAUUUAUGUGUACGGUAGGGACAUAACAAAUGGGAAAUGUCUAGUGAGUGCAGAAACAUAUUGUACAAAGAAGUCUACUUUGAAAAUAAUGGUAAAAUCUUUUGUGAUUACAAGUUCACUUGUAUUCUCU